AUGUCGACUUCCGCCCGCCGCCGUCUGAUGCGCGACUUCAAGCGUAUGCAAACAGACCCCCCCUCCGGCGUUUCCGCGUCCCCUGUCGCCGACAAUGUCAUGACCUGGAAUGCCGUCAUCAUUGGCCCCGCAGACACUCCGUUCGAAGAUGGGACUUUCCGCCUCGUCAUGAACUUUGAGGAGCAGUAUCCCAACAAACCCCCCGGUGUCAAGUUCAUCAGCCAGAUGUUCCACCCCAAUGUGUACGGAACCGGCGAGUUGUGUCUCGACAUCUUGCAAAACCGUUGGAGCCCCACCUACGACGUGGCCGCCAUCUUGACCAGCAUACAGAGUCUUCUCAACGACCCCAACACUUCGUCACCCGCAAACGUUGAAGCGUCCAACCUCUACAAGGACAAUCGCCGUGAGUCCGCCGGCUCCAACUCCAACACCAUCAAGGUCGUUGCGAGGUUUCGGCCGCAGAACAAAAUCGAACUUGGAUCUGGAGGGGAGCCGAUCGUGGAGUUUGAAUCGGAGGACACAUGCAAAAUCAAUUCGCGGGAGAACUCCGGCUCCUUCACUUUUGACCGGGUGUUUGGCAUGAACUCGAAACAAGCAGACGUCUUCGACUUCUCUAUCCGGGGCACAGUGGACGAUAUUCUCAAUGGUUACAAUGGAACCGUUUUCGCCUACGGUCAGACUGGUGCUGGUAAAUCGUAUACGAUGAUGGGAACGGACAUUGAUGACGACAUGGGAAAAGGAAUUAUCCCCCGUAUCGUCGAACAGAUGUUUGCCUCGAUUCUGACGAGCCCGAGUAAUAUCGAAUACACCGUGCGAGUGAGCUAUAUGGAAAUUUAUAUGGAGCGCAUCCGCGAUUUGCUCGUCCCUCAACACGACAACCUACCCGUCCACGAAGAAAAGUCGCGCGGAGUCUAUGUCAAGGGUCUUUUAGAAAUCUACGUUUCCAGCGUGGAGGAAGUUUACGAGGUCAUGCGCCGUGGAGGAGCCGCGCGAGCCGUGUCAGCUACCAACAUGAACCAAGAAUCCUCUCGAUCGCACUCUAUCUUCGUCAUCACCGUUACCCAGAAGAACGUUGAGACCGGCUCUGCAAAGAGCGGUCAGCUCUUCUUGGUCGACUUGGCAGGUAGUGAAAAGGUUGGCAAGACCGGGGCAAGCGGGCAGACGCUUGAGGAGGCCAAGAAAAUCAACAAGAGUUUGAGUGCACUCGGAAUGGUUAUCAACGCUCUUACCGACGGAAAAUCGACACAUAUUCCUUACCGUGACUCGAAACUUACCCGUAUUCUACAAGAAUCCCUGGGUGGUAACUCUCGAACGACCCUGAUCAUCAAUUGUUCUCCCAGUAGUUACAACGAUGCCGAAACGGUUUCAACAUUACGAUUUGGUGUGCGGGCCAAAGCAAUCAAGAAUAAGGCGAAGAUCAAUGCCGAGUUGAGUCCUGCCGAGCUGAAGCAGCUACUAAGGAAAGCCCAGGGACAGGUUACAAACUUUGAGAGCUAUAUUUCAAAUCUAGAAGGAGAAUUGAAUAUGUGGCGAUCAGGAGAGUCAGUCCCCAAAGACCGUUGGGCGGCGCCAAUAUCCGAUACCACCGUUGCUCCUAAACCUCCUCGUCCGGCUACACCAUCACGUUUACAAACCGAAGUCAUCCGCGCAGAAACACCUAGCCGGCCGGAUUCAAGACUGGGAGACCGGUCCAGCACUCCAAGCAUAGUGCUUGAAAAAGAUGAACGAGAAGAAUUCUUGAGGAGGGAAAAUGAAUUUCAGGAUCAAAUUUCGGAAAGAGAGACUUAUAUCAGCAACAUCGAGCGCAGUCUCCACGAAGCAAAGGAAGAACUCAAGGGCAUGAAGGAAACGUCGUCACGAACUGGAAAGGACAAUGAGAAGCUUAAUUCCGAGAUAAACGAAUUACGGAUGCAGCUCGAAAAGGUGUCCUUUGAGAGCAAAGAAGCGGGCAUUACGAUGGAUAGCUUGAAGGAAGCUAACUCGGAACUCACCGCUGAACUAGAUGAAGUUAAGCAGCAGCUCCUUGAUGCUCGUAUUCGCGCCAAGGAGACAGGCGCUGCUCUCGACGAGAAGGAUAAGAAGAAAGCGGAACGCAUGGCGAAGAUGAUGGCCGGAUUUGAUUUGAAUGUCAACGUCUUUUCGGACAACGAACAGAGAUUGAAGCAUUUGAUCGAGCACGUGGACUCGCUUCACAAGGUCAGUGCCGCUGGAGAAGCAGUUGCACCUGAUGAUAUCCUCGAGCUACGGGCUAGUCUUUUGGAAACUCAAGGCUUUGUGCGACAAGCCGAACUCUCGAUGAGUGAUCGAAGCGAGAUUCACGAGCUGCAGGACAGCAAGCGAGCUGAACUUGAGAGGCGAAUCGUCGAGGUCGAGGGCCAAUACCAGCAGGUGCUAGAGCAGAACCUAGGCGAGGGAGAUGCAAAUGAGAUUCGCGAGAGACUAGAGAAACUGUAUAUCGACCGCCGGGAUGCUGAAUCCAAGACCGUGGCCGACAUAAAGGUGGAUCUGGUUCGCAAGGAAGAAGAACUCGUCCAACUCCGUCAAAAUAUCGCCGACUCGCAAGUCAAAGCGGCGACCAACGGCACAGCGUCCGCCGCGGCCACAAAUAAGACUCUGCAGCAGCAGAUUGCAGACUUUGACAACAUGAAGAAAUCGCUGAUGCGGGAUCUCCAGAACCGCUGCGAACGGGUUGUCGAGUUGGAAAUCUCGCUGGACGAAACCCGCGAGCAAUACAACAAUGUCCUGCGCACGUCGAAUAACCGUGCCCAGCAAAAGAAGAUGGCCUUUUUGGAACGCAACUUGGAGCAACUCACUCAUGUCCAGCGGCAAUUGGUGGAACAAAACAGCAGCCUAAAGAAAGAAGUUGCCAUUGCCGAGCGCAAACUCAUUGCUCGUAACGAGCGCAUCGCUAGCUUGGAAAGCUUGUUGCAAGACAGCCAGGAGAAGCUUACCGCAGCCAAUCAUCGAUUCGAGGCUCAAUUGACGGCAGUAAAGGAAAGGUUAGAGGCAGCCAAACAAGGAUCGACGCGCGGGCUGGUUACAUCCAUGGAGGGCCCAUCUGGCUUCAGCUUUGGGGGAUCACGCAUUGCCAAACCGCUUCGUGGUGGCGGUGGGGGCGGUACAGAGACCAAUGGCUCAUCAGUACAGCAGCAAGAACCAUCCACAAAAAGAGGGAGUUGGUUCUUACGAGGAUGA
Molecule: messenger RNA, 3195 nt
Organism: Talaromyces rugulosus
Lineage: Eukaryota; Fungi; Ascomycota; Eurotiomycetes; Eurotiales; Trichocomaceae
Exons: 8
Coding region: 1-3195 (1064 amino acids)
Biological process (GO): mitotic spindle organization; microtubule-based movement
Molecular function (GO): microtubule motor activity; ATP binding; microtubule binding
Source: RefSeq, a predicted model, not a curated record